CUCAGUAUCGCCGCCCUGGUGGCUAUCGCCACUACACAAGCUGUUGACGACUUACCCGAGUGUUCCAUCAUUUGCUUGACCAGCAUUAUCCCCAAGACUGGUUGCAGUCCCACCGACACCAAAUGCGCAUGCGACAAGGCUGAUAAGAUAACCCCGCUACUCACACCCUGUUUAGAGUCCGUUUGCUCGGUCGACGAACAGGAAAGGGUAGCUGAAGUCCUAACGGCAUUAUGCGAACAGACUGGAGUC
Messenger RNA from Cucurbitaria berberidis CBS 394.84, 249 nucleotides. RefSeq lists its product as uncharacterized. The annotation marks the transcript as partial. The transcript has a single exon. The record is from RefSeq and is a predicted model, not a curated record. NCBI's taxonomy places the organism in Eukaryota, Fungi, Ascomycota, Dothideomycetes, Pleosporales, Cucurbitariaceae.